This is a messenger RNA of Sinocyclocheilus anshuiensis, 864 nucleotides long. RefSeq names its product homeobox protein Dlx4b-like. Lineage: Eukaryota; Metazoa; Chordata; Actinopteri; Cypriniformes; Cyprinidae. The transcript has 4 exons. Gene Ontology annotation, molecular function: RNA polymerase II cis-regulatory region sequence-specific DNA binding; DNA-binding transcription factor activity, RNA polymerase II-specific. Gene Ontology annotation, biological process: cell differentiation; embryo development; regulation of transcription by RNA polymerase II. The record is from RefSeq and is a predicted model, not a curated record. Bases 1 to 723 code for a protein of 240 amino acids.
AUGUUUUGGUCCAUUGGCCUUGGAGACCACGAGCUGCCAUGGCUUGGGUCUCAGCCCACUGUGGUCCCCUACGGCCCCAGAAAACUCAGCUGCGAUGAGAAACACGACCAAACUGAACAAGUGGCACACCAGCACUUCAGCAACAUAUGGAAGUUGCUUCGCUUUAAUGAUCAUACUCUGAGACAGACAGAUGAAGAGGGAGUUCCGGGUGCUUACAUGCCUUACCAGCCAAACAACCACAGCAGUACUCUGGCGCACACGAGGGCUGAGGAGACGAACCACGAAAAGCCAGCGGUCAUUGAGAAUGGUGAAAUUCGCCUUAAUGGCAAGGGGAAGAAGAUCCGCAAACCGCGAACCAUUUACUCCAGUGUUCAGCUGCAGGCGCUGCACCAGCGCUUCCAGCAGACCCAGUACCUCGCGCUGCCCGAGCGCGCCGACCUAGCCGCGACAUUGGGACUGACGCAAACACAGGUUAAAAUAUGGUUUCAAAACAAGCGCUCCAAGUAUAAGAAGAUCAUGAAGCAUGGCUCCAGUGGACCUGAAGGGGAGCUUCUUCACAACACCUCCUCAUCCUCUCCAUGCUCUCCGGGUCUCUCUCAGCUCUGGGAGGUCUCUAUGGCCAACAAAGUGGCACCCAUGCAUCCCAGCAGUUAUAUGAACAAUUACGGGCACUGGUAUCCCCCACACCACCAGGAUCCUGUGCCCAGACCUCAGAUGAUGUGAUUGAAAUUGGAAACACAGAGCCAGAGAGACUCCAUUCCGUGUUGACACCUGCCUAACCUGUGAAGGUUUUUUCCUUUACGGUGUUCAUAUGUGUUUUAUUGCUUAGUGUGUUUGGAAAGGACUGUUUUACUCCCCUGUACA